Molecule: messenger RNA, 2711 nt
Organism: Pseudogymnoascus verrucosus
Lineage: Eukaryota; Fungi; Ascomycota; Leotiomycetes; Thelebolales; Thelebolaceae
Exons: 3
Coding region: 361-2520 (719 amino acids)
Biological process (GO): vesicle-mediated transport
Cellular component (GO): cytosol; endocytic vesicle
Molecular function (GO): guanyl-nucleotide exchange factor activity; small GTPase binding
Source: RefSeq, a predicted model, not a curated record
CAAAUAAAAUAAAUAGUAUACAGCAUAUAACAGAUCUAUGAACCUCAUAAAUAAAUAACCUUCAUCGUUGUCUUAUCAACUGCUCGCGGAUAAGAUAAGACUGACGAUCAAGGCCGUAAUUUCCAUAGCUACUCUGUCACAUCCCUGGAGACACCUCUCAGAAAUCAACACCGCUGCCAUUUUACGAAGAUUCAAAGGCAUGGAAUCACCCUGUCUCAUGCUAGAACUGCUAUAAAGCAUUAAGCUGUUACGUUUCUUUUCACACACGCUCGUUUCGCGGCUCCCUGGUCUCUGACAUCCCUACGUGUACGACGAAGACCCCAAGCACCUCCCCAGGUAGCACGUACAACUAUACCUACAAUGGCACCGAAGGUAUCGAAGACGCCCAACAAUGGCGAUGAACCACGCCGACGACCCCUCCAAGCCUAUAACUCAUUUCCUCGAAUCGACUCCGACCCCAAGGACUCCUCACGACGGACCAGAGCCAGUACAUCCGAUGGCUCCAGCCCAAAUGUCAAUUAUGAAAACGAUGCUGAAAUUGCCAAUCAACCAUCCGAAUCCGAUUCGACCCCUAGCACAAUCGAUCGGGCAAGGAAGGGGAGCGACAAGAGUGGUGAAUUAGAUACUUCAGAGCUUCCGUCAGAUUUCGAUGCACUUCCAGUUGAGCUCAUUAGCUUAACGGAUACCUUCGUCGAUUCCCUAUCCGCGAAAGUCCACGCAACUCCCCCGACAGUCGACAGGCUAUCCAUGCUGUUGCAGGACUUCUACGUCCUAGCUGCCACCCAUAUAAACACGCACAUAUCAAUACUCAGUUCUCGUCAGAAUCGACGGGCCUCACCGUCUGCUUCAAUAUCUUCCAAAUCAUCUGCUGCCAGCAGGAUAAGAGCGAGGGCGGUAUCAAUCGGCACCAAGGAUCGGCCGAAAGCGUUAGAAUCCCAAGACUCCGAACAACAACUUCUGACAGUGGAGGAAAUUGCGGAGAAGAAGAAGGCGAGGAAGGUGCUGGAGCACAAGCGGUUGGCCUUGGAAGAGGCUGUUGAGCGGAGAGUAUGUGACAAGGUAUAUACCAAGAUAUGGCGGCACCGGAGCACGCAAGACGAAGCGCAGGAUGAGAAGCUACGUUCGAAGACAGCAGCGCUGGCCGUUGUGGGUAUUGGACUGACAGACCUUGGCAUUGACCUGGGCGAAGAAACCAGUUCAAAUGACGCCUCCAAGGAGGAGGAAGUGAAAUCCUGGCUCGAAGGGGCCAGGCAAGAGCUUCUUUUGAUGAAUUCCGACACGUCGCCAUUGGGAAAGCUACAACAUCUUAAGGCUGCACACAAAUGCAUAGUCGAAACACUCUCGCACUUCCAUCCUUCCUCCUCGGCAGACGAAAUAAUGCCAAUGCUGAUUUAUACCUUGAUCACCUCCCCAACAGAAGAUUUAAACGUUAUCAGCAACCUAUACUUCAUCCAGCGCUUCCGCUGCGAGUCUAAAAUUGAUGGAGAAGCUGCCUACUGCCUUACCAAUCUUGAAGCCGCCAUCACCUUCCUCGAGACUGUCGAUUUGACCCAACUCCGAGCUGACGAGGCUCCUUCAGGACCUCCCAAGUCGUCAAGCCGUCCAACGACCCCUCGUUUCGAAUCGCCUCAUCCUAUCUCUGCGAGCACGCCAGCUCAGGGCGUGAGCACCCCUUCUCUAAGUCCUGCGGUCAUCAGCCCACCCAGCACGGACUCCCGAUCAGGCACCGUACGCAAGUCAGAUCUUUCCCCAUCUAUCCUACGCCCUCCACCAACAAACCGCCGAUUGAGCGAGCUAUUCCACCCCGCGCAGGCCCUCGGUGCAGCAGCUCAGGACGCGGUUCUCAAUACCGCUGACCAGGGCAUCAAGACCAUCGGCAACAGUCUAGGCGAGAGCUACAACUUCCUCCUUGGCAAGCUCAAGGAGCGCCAAGAAGCCAAGCACGAAGUCGUCGUUCCCAAAACCCUCGAUGAAGCGAGGAAACUCGUCGAGCCUAAUCAGCCCGACGAUGAUGAUGUAGACGCCGCCUCAGCCUCGCUAAACUCCAUGGCUCCGCCAGCACCAAAAUCAGACGACAAAGCCAUCCACCUCAUAGCCGGCCGCCCGCCCCGCGACCGCAGCAUUGACAGCGCUAGUAGCUCUGCGAGCACUAAGCGCGCUACACCAGGCGUCACGGCGCCGUCUCUGCAGGUCGCGGAUGGGAUCCGUAUGCUGAGCAACACGUUCAACCCCAUGAGCAAAUUUGCAGGCGGGAUCGGGAUGAUGCGCGGGUUCGGGCGUGCGGCGCCUCCUGCGGCGGGGAAGGAGGAGAUGGAUGGCGCCGUGGAGGAGCUGACGACUGCGUUUCCUGACUUGGCUGCGGUGCUGCCCCCGGGAAAGGCGGGGGUGAAAGUUGACCCGCCGAUUCAGCGGUUUAUGGAGGUUAGGGAUCCGGGGGAGUUGAGGCUCAAUGAGGUUGUGGAGUUGUUGAGGGAUUAUCGGAGGUUGGCGGGGUCGCUGAAGGAGUUGGGUGCGCUGUGAGGGGAUGGGGGAGAUGUUAUUUUCGUGCAUAUUUUCUGUUGUUAUUUUGCAUUUCAGCUAGGUGUUCAUGGUGGCAUUGGUGCUAUGGGAUGGGCUUAGAUGUAUUUCCUAUGAUUCGAAGCGUAUAAAUAUUGUCACAAAAAGCGUGUGUGUAGAAUCUUUAGAAUAUCUAUAUCAUGGUUUGAUAUUAU